This is a messenger RNA of Penaeus indicus, 898 nucleotides long. Its product is annotated as apoptosis regulatory protein Siva-like. The coding region runs from base 56 to 553 and encodes 165 amino acids. Gene Ontology annotation, biological process: extrinsic apoptotic signaling pathway. NCBI's taxonomy places the organism in Eukaryota, Metazoa, Arthropoda, Malacostraca, Decapoda, Penaeidae. The transcript has 4 exons. The record is from RefSeq and is a predicted model, not a curated record. Gene Ontology annotation, molecular function: CD27 receptor binding.
GCGGUCUUGGCGGGAAGAAUCGUUGUCGUCAGAUUCCGUCUUUCCUCCUCCCGAGAUGCCCAAGAGAGCCUGUCCCUUCGAGGAUUCCUUUAGUCCUCAGAUGAAACUGCAUGUCGGGGCCAAGGAGGUGGAUAAUGGCGUGAUGAGGAGUGAGAAGAUGAAGGCGGUUUAUGAUCGGACACUGAGCCUGUUGUACAGCGGUGCUAAGAACGUGAUGAACAACAACACUGUGGAGCGAAUGGAGAUGGGCAUCGAGGCGCAGAAGGUGAAAUCUGCCAACACUCUCCACCAGAUGUGCCUCACUGCUCAAGGAACCCUCGCCAGACCUCAGCCAUUUUCCAAGAAUAUGGAGAUGCAACCAAAGAACAGAAGCUCAUGUGGUCACAGUCCAAGUAUAAGGCAGUCUGUUAUAACAUCAUGCAGUUACUGUGAAAGCCAGCUGUGUGAUUCGUGCAUUAAGUCUUGUCAUUUCUGCCAAGGAAUAUUUUGUCCAAAGUGCUCAUUAACUGUAUAUCAAGAAGAAGAGAAGGUUUUGUGUCUCAGCUGCUGUUGAAGUUCUCUCCUGGAUACAAGUUGUAUUAAUAGAAAUUUGUUAAUUCAUUCAUUUUUAUUAUGUACCUGUGACUUCCCAGAUUUCAUGUGAUAACAAUUUUUUGUACUCCUUGUGAAUGCUUUAAAGUAUUUUGUCUGAAUAGAUAAUUACUAUGAAUUUAAUCUGGAAGUUCUUUUCCAUUGCCAUUCGUUUUAGUCGAUGUUCGUAGAUUACAUUGGUUGCGUUUUAAUCCUCAGGGUAUAGAACUUGCAUGUCUCAUUAUUUGGUUGAUUAAGAAAGAGAACAUUUAUUAGAGUGAAUAUGUAGUAAGCUUUUAGACAUUAAUAAAUAUUAAAAUGCAUUACA